AUGGAAGAAUCACCCUUAACAAAGGCGCAUGAUCAUGCGAGAGCUGCUGCGAAUGCAUCAACAACUGUUGCCAUCAACGAACACACUCUUGCUGCAGGCGAGUUCGCCAACGCCGCCCGAUCCACGACAAGCAUCGAAGCUCUGAGGACACUCAAGCUCCUUGAGGAGCACCACCUGCGCCUCUCCGAACUCCUAAAACUCCCCGUGCGCCGUCUCGAGCGAACCGAAUCCGACGAGAAGCAAGCAAACACCGCUACGGAAAUCACCAACGAUGCGACAUCCAAGGGCGAACAGCCAGCAGCGGCGCCACCUGCCAAGACUGGACCUGUCCCUUCUCUUCUUCAGUCCAAGCGAUACCAGGCCGCCAGGCCCAUGACGUCUUCCAUCGCUAGCAACCUGGCCUCGGCCAGGGGCAUCAAGGCUCGCGACAGGGGCCAGCUGGUGCCGCCCAGCGUUAGCAAUGAUCAGGCCCCCGGCAACCUCGAGGUGUCGCCACGCAGCGAAAGAUCCAGAUCCAAGAUGCAGAAUGUGCUCGAUCAAUCUGGCAGGCCUGGCUGGGUUCCCCCUACAGCUGGACCAUCAAGAGCGGAGACGCAUAGGUCGAAGGAACCGGAGGCUGAGGAGCCAGCGGCGGCACCGAGCGAUGAUGGUUAUUCUCGUUUCUACAACACCUUUGGAACUAUCAUGAAUCGCCUUUCUGCUCCCUUGGCUUUCGCUGGACUGCCCCUGAUCGCAGAGGAAUCUGCCCUACAGGAAGUUGCGGAAACCUGGACCCCCGAAGCCUCACCGCCUGUCAAGCGCACAAAGCACAAGUCGCCAGCACCGGCAGCCGAGCCGGAUCUGUCAAAAAUCUAUUCGCGCGCGACCAUGCGCGCCAUAUCUGGCCAGAACCCCAACGAGUCUUUCUACGUGGUCCCUACAAGCGGACACACCAUGUCAUACGCCAACAUUCUCAACUUUGCCGACAAGGAAAAGCGUCGUAUGGACGCCUCCCUCCAUGUCGGAGGCGACAGUGGCCGUUUCGAAGAUGACGAGGACGAUUUCGUGGAUGCUCGAGAUACACCGGUCGCACCCCCCUCGCCCACAAAGCGCCGUGGCCGCGGGACCAUGAGCCACGCCAACGAAGCCCGGUCAUUUGCUUCGGGGUCUCACAAGACGGCAGAGGAGUUGGCCAUGGAAAACAAAAGUCUCAAGGAUCCACCUCAGCUGGCGGCCCUCCCUCUGGGCAAGGGAUCGAAAGAUACGGCCGGUUUAAAGGCGAAGAACAAGGAGCUUGAGGAGCAGAUGGCGUUGACUGUGCAGCGGAUAGAGGCGUUGGAGAAGGAGAACCAGAAAAUGGAGCGCACGCUAGCCAAGUAUCGCGAGAAGUGGGAGAAAUUGAAGGCGGGUGCGAAGGCAAGGCGGGAGGCGCAAGGAAGCGUAGAAAAUGCUGCUGCUGAGGAGGAUCCCAGCGCCAGCGAGGCUAGGGGAUGA
Verticillium dahliae VdLs.17 is the source of this 1473-nucleotide messenger RNA. RefSeq lists its product as uncharacterized. Bases 1 to 1473 code for a protein of 490 amino acids. NCBI's taxonomy places the organism in Eukaryota, Fungi, Ascomycota, Sordariomycetes, Glomerellales, Plectosphaerellaceae. The record is from RefSeq and is a predicted model, not a curated record. The transcript has 3 exons.